Sarcophilus harrisii (Tasmanian devil) is the source of this 2860-nucleotide messenger RNA. It is a transcript of the gene DLX4, whose product is annotated as distal-less homeobox 4. The transcript is spliced from 3 exons. Bases 1102 to 1863 code for a protein of 253 amino acids. Lineage: Eukaryota; Metazoa; Chordata; Mammalia; Dasyuromorphia; Dasyuridae. Gene Ontology annotation, molecular function: RNA polymerase II cis-regulatory region sequence-specific DNA binding; DNA-binding transcription factor activity, RNA polymerase II-specific. The record is from RefSeq and is a predicted model, not a curated record. Gene Ontology annotation, biological process: negative regulation of transcription by RNA polymerase II; embryo development; cell differentiation.
GGUGUGUAUUCAAAACACGUGAGCAGAGCUGGUUAGGAGCAGGUUUCCGUUCCUAACUUGCGGCAGCAAGCGACCUUCCCUCCUCCCAGGAUCUGUUUACCAACAACCUCAUUAAGCACGGUUCGCCGCUGCACAGCUCCACAUUCCGAAGAGCUGAACCUGCAGCCCGUCCUCCCAAGCCUGCAGCUGCCUGGCCGGCCCCACCCCGUCCCGCUGGGGCAGGGUAGGCCCGGGCCGGGACCUGGGCCUGGAAGAAGAGUGGUGAGGCGAUGAGACUGGAGGAUGUUUUUUGGUUUCGGAACAUUUUGUUUACUGACCUUUCGGAGCAGGGGGACAAGAAAGGAUCCGAGCCCUACGUCCCUUGUCCCCAGACCUUGUAGCCAGACCAGGAGCCAAAAGGAAAGUGUCAGUGUGGGCUCAGUCCCUGCACCUGUCUUGCCUCCUUACUCCUGAACCUUUCUCCCUCUCCUCAACUGCCUCUGCCCAACUCCGCUUCAGAACCGAUUCACCCAAGCUUUUCCUCAUCCGGCUCCAGGAGUCUCAAACUGUCUUCUCGGAGUGAGAAGCCUCUGACCUCCUCAGACUCCUGGGUUUCCCCAUUCUCCAAGGGAACUUAAUGAUCUUUCAGCAUCUCCCUCUCAAUACCCAGGAUCCCGUACACAGAUUCCACCUUACAACUUUCCUGAGGUGAAUUAUUCCAAAGGAUUGCUGGGGGGCGUGUCUAGAAGGGGCUCCGUGACGUCCUUCAGCGUUUUAGCCAAUCCUGGACGCAGGGUGGGUGCCCCACCCCACCCCCGGCGCCCGAGAAUCUUAGCCUGUGGAGUAGUGGAGGGAAAGGGAGGGGGCUCGACGAACUGGGAUGGGGGGAGGGUUAAAGUUGCGGGGUGGGGGCCUAGGCCCCUCUCCCACCCCCUCCCCCUGGUUCACGUUCUCUGCGGGAGGCGGCGUGGGGAGAGACUUUCCCCGAGAUUUUAAGUUCGGGGGUGGGGGGAAGGCUCAUCGGAACCCAAGUAUUCUGGGCUCGGGGAAGGGAGAGCGGCGCAAGGCCAGGAUAGAAGGAGGAAGUGGAAGAAGGUGUUGGCCAGGCCAUGGGUCUAAAAGAUGCCAGGAAUUUUUAGGCCCAAGGUCACUGUAACCAUGACCUCUUUGCCCACCACCCUCCCGGGACCCGAUGUCCCUAAAGCUUCCUUCCAGAACUACUCUCCUGUUCCUCCGCCCGCACACUCCCUUUCCUCGUACCCCCGGGGUCUGCAGCCCUCAUCCCCUGAGCCCCCCGAGGGGCCCUACCCCGGAGCUCCGCAGCCGUACGGCUUCGCGGUAGGUUACCCCUAUGUCAGCCCCACAGCCCCCAGCGGCCCCCACCUGCCUUACCAGCAGCCCGGGACCGCCUCGCUGCAUCUCCGUAGCCCUGCAGUGAAUCUGCAGGCGGUGGCAGACCUGGAGAAGCCACUUGGGUUAUCACAACCAGAAGGACUCCAGCUGAAUACCAGGACCAAGAAGCUUCGAAAGCCAAGAACCAUCUAUUCCAGCCUCCAGCUUCAACAUCUGAACCAACGUUUCCAGCACACACAGUAUCUGGCCCUUCCGGAGAGGGCUCAGCUAGCUGCCCAGCUAGGCCUAACUCAAACUCAGGUGAAGAUCUGGUUUCAGAACAAACGUUCAAAAUAUAAGAAAAUCAUGAAACAGGGGUCCAACAUUCAAGAUGGGGAGCUUCUGGGGGCCCUCCCAGCCCUGUCCCCAUCCCUUCCCUCACUAUGGGAUAUGCCUAGGACAUUGCCUACUGGGGGUUAUGUCGGCAACUUUGGGAUCUGGUACCAGCAACAACAUUCCCAAGAUGUUCAGGCAGCACCCCAAAUUAUGUGAGUCUGAUAAGAGUUGGAUACUCCAUGCCUCCCAUAAGACUCUGGACCCAGCUCAUGAGUUCCCUUCUAGGGAGGGGAAGGAAAACAGCUCCAGAUAGGUUUUAGGGGAGGAAUAGUGGCUGGAGGAGAGAGGGAGAUUUGGAAUGAAAAUGGAGACAUUUUAACUCACCCUCACCACACAACAGCCUCCCUUCCCCAAACAGAUUUGAAGCUGAACACCAUCCCCUUCCCUCUCCAGUUGGUUGGGUCACCUCCUUCCAAGUGGACAGACAAAUGCCUAGGAGAGAACCUAACAUGAUGGAGGCUGGUUUAUUAUGUUGUGGGUGGGGGGAGGGAGAAGAUCCUCUUGAAUGUCAUUGGGGCAGAGCUGAACUCCUUUCUCCAGGCUCCUCCUUGCCUCCCCCAUGCUAAUUAUAUGACCAAAGGCUAGUCACUUGUCUAGUCCAUUUUUCUCUUUGGAAGAACUACCGUAACCCCAAACUUGAGAGUGAAGUUGGGGAGAUACUUUUCAGUAACUAUUCUCCAUUCCCACUCCCCCUUGCCAAUUUUAUUUCCCCUGUUUUGGGCAGUGAGAUGGGGAAGAAGAAGACAGUUAACACUCACUUUCAAUCCUAAAAAAUGACAAGAAACUCAUAAUGGUCUCCAUGGUCUAAAAAUUUCAAAGAAAUGGGAAGUAGGUUCUUGGGGCAGGAGGAGGAAUUCAGGAUCAGAUUAUCUUAACAAUUACAACAAUUCUUUACCAGCCUCCAAGAAACAGUUUGAAGAACUUAAACCUUGUAGGCCUAAGAAAUGGAAGAUUCAUUCAUUGCCUCUAUAAGCCCUUCUCCCUUCUAAGUAAGCAUCUACACAUUUCAAGUGCAGAAUGGGGCUAAUUAUCUAGAUAAUUUAACAAGUAUUUAUUAAGCACUUACCUUCCUACCUACUCCCUCAAAAAUAAAACUGUCCACAAAAUAUUAAGUCCACAUCAUUAGGUCCAAAAAUCAGGAUAAAGCUAGACU